CGCAAACAUUAUAUCCCCAACGCUCGUCUCACCACCAAGCUCCACAUCUUGUCUACAAUUGUACCAACUCGUGGCGGCUAUGAAUGGGAUCGCAUUCCCCGUUCAGGUCGCCCUCUUGUUCCGCAGGCUCGUGAAUGUCGUAUCGACACUCGCUGUUUCGAAACAGUACUCACUCUGGGACCAACGCACGGUCGAAGAACAUGAGAAGCAAGGGACGACCGACUGGAACUUGACGGAAAACAAGCUUGGAUCGUCGUGUGCACAAUCGUCGUCAGACUCCCGCUCUAGCACUCUACUUGCACCAUCCCCCAUCGUGUCUCAAACCUCGUGGACCAAUCUAUCGUUCGCAGCCGAGCCGCUUGGUGGAUACCAAUCAUCUUUACCAUCGACCACGGAUCGAACAUUACCGCCGUCACGGAGUCCGGUGCCAAUUCCGUGGCCUCAACCCCGCAAGCCUUCACAUGAGCCUUCCCCCAAUCCGCCUCGUUCUCAGAACACGGAUCAGCCCUCCCGAGAUCCUGCGGAGCUUGACAUCAUCCACACACUGCUCGCCAAUCCUGCGCUUGCCGAUCCAAUACGGGUGCCGCGAUACCCCAUAGUUCUGUGUCAUGGACUGUACGGAUUCGACUCACGCGGGCCGAGCUCUUUUCCCAGCAUGCAAAUACACUACUGGUCGAACGUUCUCAACAUCCUGCGCCGUAAGGUUGGAGCUGAGGUCAUCGUCACGGCCGUCCCUGGUACCGGCUCGAUCGAGUCCCGAGCUGAAGCUCUAGAUCAGCAACUACAGAGGAAAGCUCGGGGUCGGGGUGUGAACUUUCUCGCCCAUUCCAUGGGUGGUUUGGACUGCAGACAUCUCAUUUCGCACAUCAAGCCGACAGAAUACAUCCCUCUGUCGCUCACCAGUGUCAGCACGCCGCAUCGGGGAAGCCCUUUCAUGGAUUGGUGCUCGGACAAUAUAGGGCUCGGCAAACUUAAGCGCGAAGAGCUGGUAUCUCGGUCCGUAGGGGAAGGCAAUGGGUUCUCUCUUGCACAGCUUCCCUCCUCCUUUGUCUCGCUUCUCCUCAACGUCGUUGACUCGCCUGCCUACGCCAAUCUCACUACUUCAUUCUUGAACGAUGUGUUCAACCCUCAGACACCUGACGACCCGCGCGUCAAGUACUUCAGUGUGGCUGCGCGAUCGUCCGGCGCCAGUAUUUGGCAUCCCCUAUGGUUGCCCAAGCUGGUCCUCGAUGGAUCUGAAGACAAAGAACGCGAGCGACUGCGCGCAGCUGGAUUAGGCAGAGAACAGCGCAAAGAGUGGGGUAAUGACGGACUGGUGACAAUCGACAGCGCACGAUGGGGCGAAUUUCUUGGAACCAUGGAGUGUGAUCACUGGGAAAUCCGUGGCGCGCGAGGAUUAGAACUGAAUGUCGAGAUCCCUGCCUUCGAAGGGCUCGGUUUUAUCGAUUGGGGCCGGUUUGCGAGUGCUUGGAAGAAGGAGGAGAAAGCCCAAGCGGCUGCUGCGACGCCUGAAGAAGUCAAGGACAGGGCGGAUAAUGCUCUGAUCAGGAAAUCGACCGAGACUCUAUCAAGCGUGGUGGACUGGCUUGUGGACCAAGUUCCUGUUCCGCUGGCGUCGAAGGGCAAGACCAUGGACGAGUCUGAGGACCGAGUUGCUGCCGACGUCGCAAAGCUGCACGGAGAAGUGAAGACUGGGAAAGAGAAGAAGGAGCGCAAGGCGGAACUGGUAACUAAGACUGAUCUUGAGAGAUUUUACAUUGCGUUAUCUAGGAAGAUGUACGAUGAGGGACUGUGAAGAGGUAUCUCGUUAUUACUGUAUUAUAGCCAAUGUAAAGAUAAUGUUGUCUUAUACUUACGCAUUAUUAUUCUUGAGGUCAAGUCUCAUCUACUGACUUGAAAAAGAUCAAGUUUUG
Messenger RNA from Mycena citricolor, 1913 nucleotides. Lineage: Eukaryota; Fungi; Basidiomycota; Agaricomycetes; Agaricales; Mycenaceae. The record is from the annotation of a GenBank genome assembly.